This is a messenger RNA of Laetiporus sulphureus 93-53, 1653 nucleotides long. RefSeq names its product WD40 repeat-like protein. Gene Ontology annotation, cellular component: anaphase-promoting complex. Lineage: Eukaryota; Fungi; Basidiomycota; Agaricomycetes; Polyporales; Laetiporaceae. The record is from RefSeq and is a predicted model, not a curated record. Gene Ontology annotation, biological process: positive regulation of ubiquitin protein ligase activity; anaphase-promoting complex-dependent catabolic process; positive regulation of anaphase-promoting complex-dependent catabolic process. The transcript has 3 exons. Bases 1 to 1653 code for a protein of 550 amino acids. Gene Ontology annotation, molecular function: anaphase-promoting complex binding; ubiquitin ligase activator activity; protein binding.
AUGAAAAAUCCUCGCACACCCGCAGUCGCGACAAGCAGCAACGCGAGCGACGCAGGGCAAAUUUCGGCGAACAAGUCGAAAGGCGACGUCUCCAUCAACCCGUUUCUUGCCAGCCGACCAUCAACGUCUGUGAGCCGUGUUGCUCGCAAUGCACCAUCUCCGAGGAAGCGGAAGUCCACAGGUAGCUUUCCAGCAUUUGAGAGUCUCCAGCGGCAGGCAAAAGCGGGAGUCAUCCGAAAGGGAGGCGUCGAGAGCAGGCUAGAUGUUGUCACCUGCGACUAUGUCCCGCCAAAGUCAGGAAAGAAGCGGUCGAAAUCACAGCCUACCGUGAGCUUUAUUCGAGACACCCGCGACAGGUUCAUUACGACCCGUGACAACAUCGACGAGGUUGCUGCGACAUUAGACAUGAUGUCGCUCAAACAUCAGUCAGCUUCUCCAGGACAUACCGCCCGACUCGCUGCAGCCGCAGGCGUCCCUCUCAACCGUCGUGUGCUCGCCUACCACGAGCCGCCACCCGCCGCGUCCGCCGAUCCGCUCCUCGCACAGGCCCGGGAGCUCGUCCGUCCCCUCUACGCACGUCCGGGCACACUCCCUUCCUCGACAUCUACUGCGAAGAGCCGGUCACGCAAGAUCGCCACUCAACCCGAGCGCGUGCUGGAUGCGCCGGGUAUGGUUGACGACUUCUACCUCAAUCUCGUCGCGUGGAGCACGCUUAAUGUCGUUGCGGUCGCGCUCGCAGAGAGUACCUAUCUCUGGCGAGCAGAUACUGGCGACGUCGUUCAGCUAGGCGAGGCGCCGGAAGGCUCGUACGUCGCCGCGGUGGACUUCUCGAACGACGGGCAGUUCCUCGGCGUUGGCAUCGGCACAGGCGCGGUUGAACUGUGGGACGUAGAAAUGAAGACGAAGUUGCGCACGAUGACUGGUCAUUCAAGCCAGGUAGCAUGUCUGUCGUGGAAUCAGCACACCCUGACAUCAGGGUGCGGUGACGGGAGCAUCUGGCACCACGAUGUGCGUGUGCCGAGGCAUAAGGUCGGGGAGCUGAUCGGUCAUCAGGGAGAGGUGUGUGGCUUAGAGUGGCGGAGCGACGGGGAGCUGCUUGCGAGUGGUGGGAAUGACAACGUCGUGAAUGUGUGGGACGGACGCGUCGGCGACGUCACACCGGGCACAAGAUCCAUUGCGAGGUGGACGAAACGCAAUCAUACUGCGGCUGUAAAGGCUAUCUCCUGGUGUCCGUGGCAGCCCUCUCUGCUUGCCUCCGGCGGCGGCACCAACGACGCGACGGUGCACAUCUGGAACACCACCACGGGUGCGCGGUUGCACUCGCUCGCGACGCCAUCGCAGAUCACGUCGAUUCAGUGGUCACUGCACCGGAAAGAGUUCCUCACGACGCACGGGUACCCGACGAACGCGAUCAUGAUCCACGCGUACCCGUCCAUGGAGCGCGUCGUUGAGAUCCGCGACGCGCACGAUUCACGCGUGCUCUGGAGCGCGCUUGGCCCGAGCGGAGACCUUGUGUGCACUGGCGCGGGCGACGAGAACCUGAAGUUCUGGCGCGUGUGGGAGGUCCCGAAGGUGAAAAGGGGCAAGGAGGCGAAGAAUGGGAGCAGUUCGGGGACGGGAAGCACUAAUAGCGGGAUCUUGAGCAUUCGUUAG